Molecule: messenger RNA, 1636 nt
Organism: Sesamum indicum (sesame)
Lineage: Eukaryota; Viridiplantae; Streptophyta; Magnoliopsida; Lamiales; Pedaliaceae
Gene: IPT3
Product: isopentenyltransferase 3
Biological process (GO): tRNA modification; cytokinin biosynthetic process
Cellular component (GO): mitochondrion
Molecular function (GO): tRNA dimethylallyltransferase activity
Source: RefSeq, a predicted model, not a curated record
GGGCAAGUUGGUGAGUUGACUAAGUAGAAAGUGAAGCCAAUUGGCAAUUGGCCUAUUGUAAUGUGUCUUCACUCGGAGGAUCCCCUCCAUAAAUACUCGACUCCUAUUGUCUCUAUUCUUGCCUGCAUUCAUUCAUCAACUCCUCUUACAAGUUACAACACACACUCUCCCCAUUUAUGCAAUACGACUAUUUCACUUCUUCUUCUAUUCAAAUUUCUUUCUUUUUAUUACUUUGAAUUUUGUAUAAGACCAUCCUAACACAUUCUCCACUUCCCCAUCUCAUAUAAAUAUACAUGUCACAAGCCAGUUUUUCUUUUUAUUGAAAAUUAAUAAUUUUCUUGUAAAUAAAGCCCAUUUCUUUAAAUAAUCACUUCAUUUUCCUUUCCAUUUUUGGUUAUUUCGCACUAAUUCCUGAAUUUUAUUUUAGAUUUAAUUUCAGAAAUAGAAAAAAAAAAUGAAAAUGUCACUGUCUAUAUCCAAACAAAUACGACCUUUGUUGCACAUUCCAAGCACUACCACGCUCCGUCAUGGCCCGCUAAAGGACAAAGUGGUAGUGGUGAUGGGCGCCACCGGUACCGGAAAAUCCCGCCUCUCCGUCGACCUCGCCACCCGUUUCUCGGCGGAGAUAAUUAAUUCCGAUAAAAUGCAGGUCUACCAUGGCCUCGACAUUGUCACCAACAAAAUCACCGACGAAGAGCGCUCCGGUGUGCCCCACCAUCUCCUCGGCGUCGUUGAUCCUGAAUCCGACUUCUCCGCCGCAAAUUUCCGCACCAUGGCUUCUAUUACCAUGAAAUCGAUACUUAGCCGCGGGCAGCUUCCAAUGAUCGUUGGGGGUUCGAAUUCGUUCAUCGAGGCACUUGUGGACAUGAAUUUUCGAUCCAAGUACGAGUGCUGUUUCCUCUGGGUGGACGUGGCAAUGCCUGUACUUGAUUCCUUCGUAUCUGAUCGGGUCGACAAGAUGGUGGAGAGGGGAAUGGUGGAUGAAGUUCGGGAGUUUUACAAGCCAAAUGCCGACUAUUCGAGGGGGAUUCGGAGAGCGAUCGGAGUCCCCGAGUUCGACAAUUUUUUCCGAGUCGAAUCAUUUUGCGACGAGGAAACUCGGGCAAGGAUUCUGACGGACGCGAUAGAAUCAGUAAAGAUGAACACCAGCAUGCUGGCGCGCAUCCAACUGGAGAAAAUUCACCGGCUGAGGAAAAUCAAAGGAUGGAGAGUGCACCGCCUUGAUGCGACUGAUGUGUUCAUGAAACGAGGAGGAAAAGCGGAGGCGGCGUGGGAGAAGUUGGUAUCGGGGCCUGGCGCGGCCGUAGUGAGCAGAUUUUUGUAUGAUUCGGAGACGGUGAUUCGUGGCGGCGUGACGGCGAUGAGGGGUACUGUUGCUCCUCCGCUGCUGGCGACAGCAUCUCAUUAGGCAGCACGGUGUUGGAAGGAAAGUUCAGUAUGAUUGUCUGUGCUCUCAGUUUUGGGAAUAUUUCCAAUUUUGUCCCGGCCUUCUUCAUAGUACCACUUAUGAAAUAACGGAAUUACCCUUAUGGAUGACCAUUUGAUUAGAAAUAUGGUUGUUUCAUAUGCGCGUGUAUUAGAUAAACUCCUAAAUAAGUAUAUAUUUUUAAGAGUAAUAAUGAAGCUUAAAUUAUGU